GCAUGGUCUGAAGUCUGAGCGGCUUGGACGAUCGAGACCCAAGCUCCUCCCGACCAAGCUAAUAUACGCUACUUGCCUCGGUUUACACUUACCUAAUGGGACUCACCAAGUGACCAGAGCACCCGCUACUGUCGGGCCCGACAGAUGACUUUCUACAAAUCCCGCUGGUGCCUAACUGCGAGGCACACAGAUCCAAGACGGUGACCGUGUCUCCUGCUUCCACCAGCUCGGAACAGGAGCAAACCAGGCUGGCGGAUAUAGGAGCAGAGAUCAGGCUGGAGGCUGCUAUGGUCACAAAAAUCAGACCUGCAGUCCCUGGGAAGCACCCUCAUGACAUCCCUCACCUCGGCGGUAACAGCGUUGCAGUCAGAUGUGGACACACAAGGUGGCCGCACAUGGGCACUUAAAUCCCAGGCCCAGAUCACACAGCAACAGGCAUCUGCAGCAGACACAGCCAUAGCGCGGCAAGGCUGCAUGCUAUUAGCCCUGCGCCACCUAGUUGAGGACCUCGACAACAGGAGCAGUCACUCCAAAAUCCGGAUAAAAGGACUGUUACCAGCGGCAAAUCGUGAGUACCACAUGGGCCUCGACUCCCUAUGGAUAGCGGUACGACUGCCGACUUUGGUGGGCAUAUGGUCUGCUUUCCUUGCUUAUUGGGAGGGAUAGAGGGAAUGAGCACCAACCUGCAGUCCCCUGGGAGCAUGCUAUUGGGCAGUAUCCCCACUACUUAAGCAGGUUACGGAACCAGCCUACCUCAGGGACCAUGGCUCACCUUGAUUUGGGAGGGAAUACCCUAUCUGUGUUUAUUGGGGGGGGGAGGGAGAGGAGUGGGUUACGCCAUCUUGGUGGGGAUUCUCUGUUCUUGAGGGGACCGUUGAUUCGGCCGCAAUUCUGAGUCGGACACUUGCAUACCGUCCUCCAGGAGGUUGAGACUGGCCUUGACCUGAAGCCAUCAAAGCCUGGGCUAGCUCAGAGGGGGCGAUAUCAUGCAGGUGUACACGGGAAUGAAGGGAUGUUUCUGCUUCUGCUGAUACAGGGGAGGAGGGGGAUUUUUAUGGCAGUUGUUGAGCUGGGGAGGUUAGGAAGGGGUGGGAGGGAUACCCUCGGUUGGGGUUAGGUAAUGGGUGAUGAGGUUGGAGAGGACUAUCCUGCUUCGAAUAUACUCCCACUAUUCAUGAACCGGGAUAGGGAGGGAAGGGAUAAAGGAAGGGCACACACACUAUUUAGAAAACUGACUGGGGAAGAAGAAAAAUUAUGAUGUUAAGUUCCUUUACUUUACAGAGUUCAAGUUGGGGGGAUGGAGGGGGGAAUGUUAUACUGUAUGUCCUGAUUUUACGCUAUGUAUGGGAUUCUCACUUCUACUGUGCCUGUGAUCCAGGUUGCCAGUGGUUAGAUGUUUUCAUCCCAGGAAUGUUAGGAUACCGAAUGUUCUUAGCCAUAUGUUACACCUGGACGCAAUGCUCUGGACCCGCCCCCGGUCAGCUUCCAAUCGCACAGCCAGAGAGAGAAUUUAUGAAAACGGCUGGUAAUGCUGGGCACGAUCCUUGCCGGUCCUUAAUUAAAGCCUACUCUACCUGCUGCCCCUAGCCCGACGCUGACCUGGGUAACUGCUCCUGAUAACUCGCACUGCCCUAGACAGAGAUGCAUAAUAAUACACGCUCUCCAUAUGGGAGUGAUCGUUGAGACCUAGCAAAGGUCACUGAAGGGACACUGAUCCUGGGCGGUGAUUUCAAUGUGCCCCUACAUCCUCUUGUAGACUCAUCCACAGGUCAUAGCAGCAUCACACAAGGAAAUCCUCUGGAAACUCAGACGGGUGGAUUGCUGGAAAGCUAUGCACCCCGGAGAUAAAGAAUAUACUCACUACUCUGUGGUCCACAGACGCUGCUCAAGAAUCAACUAUAUAUUCCUACAACAAGACCAGCGGGUGUCAGUCCAAAAAGCAUAAAUAGGGGCUGCCCUUUGGUCAGACCACAGCCCAGUAACCCUGGAGUUGGACACCCCGAGGAUGCGUCCAGCCUAUUAGGCAUGGCGCCUCCAAGAUUCCCUACUACUGGAUCUGGAAGUCAGGGAACAGGUUUCUGAAGAACUUACUUCCUACUUUGAGUUGAACACGCCGGGCGAACUUACAGCGGCCACUAUCUGGGAAGCUCACAAUAUCGUUGUUAGGGGUAAAAUAUGUUACUAAAACAUGUUACUAUGGUAGAUGAGCCCUUUGUAUUGAACACCAAAAUUGCUUCAUUACGCUAAAGUUGUUUAAGCGCUUUGAGUAUCUAUUUGAGGAGGGAGACAUGGAAUGUACAGAAGAGCCACCUGUCCGCAGACAAUUAAAGGAACACUAAAGGGUCAGGAACACAAACAUGUAUUCCUGACCCUAUAGUGGUAAAAAACACAUUUAGGUGUCUUGCCCACUCCUUAGAAGGGGUUAAAAAAGACCUUAUUUCCAAUGCCGCAUAGGUACGCCAGGACCUGCCCCGCCCCUGAUCUGCCUCUUUGGUGACAUCAUCACAAUUAAUGAUUUUUAGCCAAUCCAAUGCUUUUCCAUGGGGAAAGUUUAGGAUUGGCUGAAAUCGGCAAGGAGGUGGGAUGGGGGCAGCGCCAAACACCAUUUUGGCCAAUCAGCACCUCCUCACACAAAUGCAUCUCUAUAAUGUAAAUGUAAACACUGCCUUUUCUCUGAAAAACAUUAAGCUGUAGUUGUUUUGAUGACUAUAGUGUCCCUUUGAGCCGCCAUGUAGAAUGUUACCGAAUAACCACAUUUGCUUGCAUGGCACAUUCGUUGACCCACACUGUGCAUAAGCAACUUAGCCAAGUCAAAGUGACUAUUUAGUCAAUAUUCUGUUAUCUCGGAGACAAAAUUAAAAAAAAUACAUGGUGGAAAACCCCAAACCUCAAUUCAUCAAUACCCCACCAGAAACACUUGAUUUUAUUUUGCCUUACCUGUGUCACUUAGCUUUCCCCAGGUAACUGUACUCAGAUAAGAGUUCAAAGCUGCCGUGGGUCCUUGUCCUGUAACUGCAUCAGACACCAGGAUUGUAUUAUUCAAAUCCAAAUGUAGAACUAAUUUCCGUUGUUUUGGCUGGAGGACCUGGUAGAUUGGCUGUGAAUCAUUGCCACUAUCCUCUUUUUCACAGUUUUGUGACAUGUAACAAUUCAUGCUACUCAUGUUUCAAAUUUGCCCUUUUUCUCCUGAAUAUUUUUACUGGUAAGGCCUCAAUCAGUUUGUGAAAAUUCGAUACUGGGCUUGAUUUUACUAUCUAACAGUGGUAAAAUGGCUUUAUGGAUAUUUUGGAGUAUCCUUUGCUCACAAAAACAAAACAGAAGAAACUAAAACCACUAAUUAGGGAAGUAUGCACGUAAGUAGAAGUCUCUGACUUCAGUAAACUUUCUGUUUACAGGAAACGUAUUGUCUUCUAUAGAACUGGAACAAAUUGAUUAAAUGUUCUGCUUCACAAGGUCGCAAACAAUAAAUUUUGCAAAGCAACAAUCUUUCACGCGUAAACCUGUCACCUGUAUAAAACCUUUGUUCUUGCAUUUAUUUUCAUUUUUUACUUUGAAAAAAUUCUACAAACUCUAUAAAACUACAAAAAUAGUCAACAAAUAACAAAUGCCUUACAUAACGCCAUGACCCUUUCUAUUUAAUUUAAUUUAUAAAAACACUCUAGAAAAAUAUUAAAUCCUUUUUUAAUUUAGCUACAGAUAUGAUAAUGAAAAAAUAAAUAAAUUCCUAACUAAAUAUCUGGGGUGUUUUUUAAGUAGCAGCUUUAAGAUAUAACAGAAAGUUUAGGAAUUUGAAAUCCUUUCUAAACUCAAAUCUUGCAUCCUAGGGGUAAUCCAACUGAACUCAUUAAUAUUGCGAUUGAGUUGGCUGAGAGCCACUGGUGCUAUGGAUACACUAUGUUUGCGUUGCGAACUGUAUGUUUCAUACGGCACCGAUGAUUAUCUUUCUAAGCCUUCAAAACGUUGACUUAGAGAAGCCUCAUACCCACAGAAUCACUGGGCUGCAAAUUAACCUGUUCCAAAGGCAAGAAAAAAAAUUGUCAGAAUUCAGCCCCGAGGACCAAUGGAGAAAACAAAGAAUUAAAUGUCAUCUGUUUGUUUGCAUCUGGAAGAGAAAAGAAAUGCUUCAUUUUAAGGUCAGCCCAUGAAUAAUUAUGUUAUAUACAUAUUAAAAGAAAAUUAGCUUUCAGUGAAAGUGGGUGUAAGCCACCCUUCUAAGCCUGGGUGCCUAUCUGGCAAUAGGAUCUUGUUGGCAACAAUGUAUUUGUUUACUUACCAGGCGGUUUUCAAUAAUGCACCCAUUAAGUAAACAGUCCGGUUUGUCAAGGUGAGUAGAGGUGACUUGUAUUACUGUAUUGUUCUUUGUUUAAUAAAAGAAAGGGAAAAAAAACAUAUACACAGUCAACAAGGUCCAGGUUUGAAAUAUGUUUGAAUUGUUAAAAAUCAAUGUAACUGCCAGCUAGGAUUUUUAAACUAUUAUUAUUAAGUGGCAACAAAGACAAGUGACCAACAAAUCUGCAAAUAGCAAGGACAUAGUCGCCACAUGUAAGCUCUAAACUAGACAUACAUAUAAGAGCAAUAAGCCAAAAAAACAAUAGCAAUACCUUACAUUGCUACCAUCGACGACAUUGUAACUAUUUAAAUGUAAAGGGUGCCCAUUGCAUUGGUUUGCAUCAUGUUGGGCACAUCCCAGGCAAUCAAAAGGUUCACUGUUGAAUCAAUAAAUAUCAAUUCUUUUGGCAUAUAAAACCCAAUUGGUCCAUGUAGUCUGCCUAUUUCCUGUAUCAAAGUGCAGACUUACUUCUUGAUUACUUAGACGCCCAACACAAAACAUUACAUACAUUAACCUUUUUUUUUUGUGUCUGGUGGAGCGAACAAUAUUGUACCACACUCCGGCAAUUAAAGGGUUAAUUGUGCUGGCCAUAUACGUACCUGGGAACGUUUUAAAAUGAGUUGUCCUUCACAGUAUGAACUCAGGACAUAGAUUCCAAAUCAAAGAGAUCCACAUGUUUUAACUAUUUUAUUUCUAAAUCUAACUUAGGGAAGACAUUAAUUAGUGCCACCUGGGAGACACGUAAUAUCAAAUAAAAACUGAAUUCAGUGUACUCCCAAACUAUAUGAUGAUGCCGAGCAUCUGCCUGCAUACCUUAUUAUUUAAAAAUUAACCCCUGUGACUCAGGGAAAUAGCUUAGUAGUUCCCAGGUCUAGGAAUAUUGUCUGAAAUUAUUAUGAUUAUUUUUUUCUAAAGGUAUAAUUUUCUUGUGGUACCCACUACGCUCCUAUACUAAAGAUAAAUAAUAUUGCGUUUUUUCCUGUAUGGUCUCAUGUGAUUUUAAAGUAGAUGUAUUUAUUUACAGGAACUCAGAAAAAAACCAAAUGUCCCGUAUUCAAAAAGACUAGGGUGUUUGAAUAUAUAUAUUAACUGUUCUCUGCCCUGUGACAGUGAAUACAAUCAAGGAUUCCUGAGAUUAUAUCUAUCCCUACGGCUAUGUACAUAACAGGCAGAGUAAAAUAAUGACACCUUGCAGCUGUCACCUCCUGCCCCUUCCCCCUCGAUGCCUGCCUAGUAAUGGUGCAGUCUGUGUCAAUGCUUUAAGUUGCAUGUGCAAGCUUCUCAUUUCCUGUCUGUCUGCAUCCCUGUGUUCAAAGGAAAUGAUGUCACAUGCUUUUCCCUUUUUUUUUCCUUGUCAACAAGCUUUAUUGAUAUUUGCAAAUAAUUUUCACUUUUAUUAUCCAAUAAACAGGGCGAACUAGGCGUUACCUUUUAAAGGGACACUGUAGGCACCGUGUCUGAUUCAUCUCAUUAAACUGGUUACAGUGUCUGGAUUCCCCUAGUACCGUCAUUCAUUCAUAUUAACCCCUUAACGCCGUUACGGCGUUCUAUGCCGUCGCGGCUUUAAAGGGCUUUAAAGCCGUUGCGGCGGCAUAGAACGCUGUAACGGCUUAAGCCCAGGGGAGGUAAUAUUUACUUACCUCCGCCGCGAUCCUCUUCUGGAGGGCUGCCUGACAGCCCAGGCAGCCCUCCCCCAGCGAAUGAGGCCCCCGGGGGCCAUGUGAUCGCUCUUAAAGAGCGAUCACAUGGCCCCGUAUAGCUGGCUGUGGAUCUGCCAGCAGGGGGACUGUCUGAAAUGUCAGACAGUCCCCCUGCUGGUAGGUAGUGUAAAAAAAAAAUUAAUAUACAUAUUAUAUAUAUGCAACGUCAUACAAAGUGUAUUUUAAUACUAAUAUUAGUAUAUAUAUUAAUAUUAAAAUACACUUAGAAUGACGUUACAUAUAUAUAAUAUGUAUAUACAUUAUAUAUAUAAUAGAUACAUACACAUAUAUUAUAUAUAUAUAUAUACGUAUAAUUACAAUAAUAAAUACAAUAAUAAAAUAAAUGAAUAAAAUAUUGAAACAAAAUUUUAUAUAAAUUAUAUAUUCAUAUGUAAUUUCAUUCUAACUGUAUUUUGUUAUUAAUAUAUAUAUAUUGGUAACAAAAUACACUUAGAAUGACAUUCUCUAUAUAUCUAUCUAUAUAUAAAAUACAAAUAACCGCAAAUAUAUAUAUAUAUAUAUAUAUAUGUAGAUAAAUACAUAUAAUUACAUAAAAGGUUACAUUAGUAUACACGUAGAAUUUGAAUACCUAUAAAUGCAUAUAUAUUAAAAUUCUAUGUGUAUAUUUAAGUAAUCUUUUAACAUAAUUAUGUGAUUUGAGUAAAUAAAAUGUGAUUGAAAUGCCUGACAACACAGGGAGAAAGUGCAGAGAAUUUAAUUCGCAAGCACUAUAUUUGACCCUGUAACUCUCCAAGACACCAUAAAACCUGUACAUAGGAGGUACUGUUUUAUUCGGGAGACUUUGCUGAACUCAAAUAUUAGUGUUUCAAACUGGUAAAUUGUAUUACAACCAUGAUAUUUUAAGUAAAAGUUACGUUUUUUGCAUUUUUUACAAACAAACGGCACUUUUAUGGACUAUAUUAUUGUUGUAAUAUGUUUUACUGUUUUACUAAUAUUUGUGUUUAGUGAAGUCUCCCGAGAAUAACAGUACCCCCCCAUGUACAGGUUUUAUGGUGUUUUGGAAAGUUAGAGAUAUAAGGCUUGCAUUUAAUUUUUUUGACAUUGAAAUUUGCCAGAUUGGUUUGUUGCCUUUGAGAAGAAUGGUAGCCCAGGAAUGAGAAUUACCCCCAUGAUGACAUACCAUUUGCAAAAACCCAAGUGGUCCAGUUUUUAGUAGCCACUUAGUCACAAACACUGGCCAUAUAUUAGAUUUUUGCUUUUUUCACACAAAAAUAAAUAUGAAUGCUAACUUUGGCCAGUGUUUGUGACUAAGUGGCUACUAAAAAAGACUAAACAUACCCCACUUUCAAUACCUUGGCUUGUCUACUUUUUCAAAUGGUAUGCCAUUAUGGGGGUAAUUCUCAUUCCUGGGCUACCACACCGUCUCAGAGGUAACAUUACUAAUCUGGCAAAUUUCAAUUUGAAAAUGGAACGUUCUAUAUUUGACCCUGUAACUUUCCAAAACACAAUAAAACCUGUUAAUGGGGGGUACUGUUGUACUCGUGAGACAUCGCUGAUUACAAAUAUGUGCAUUUUUUGCAGUAAAACUGAACAGUAUUAUGACAUUUACAGCUAAAAUGUGAGGCGGAACUAUAAAUUUUAAAACAUUUUUAAAAGUUCUCACAGUUUUUUUAAUUUUAUUCAUAAUAAAUUAUGUUUCAUAUCUAAAUAUUUGAUAUGAAAUUAAAGCCCUGUUUCUCCUGAACAAAAUGAUAUAUAAUAAGUGUAGGUGCAUUUAAUAUGAAAAAGGUGAAUAACGGUUGAACAGACAUAUAGCGCAAAUUCCAGUUUUUGUUUACGCUUUGUUUUGAUCAGAACGUGCACUAUUGACUCCGUCCUGAAGGGGUUAAACAGUUUUUAAUGUUUUUAUCUUUUAAUGCUAAAUGAGAGACCCUAGCAGCCCAUCCCUUCUGUGUUGCUUUGGCUAAUGAGGAAGUAUUAGCCUGAGCAGCAAUGGGCAGCUGUGAUUGGUUGAGAGUAUCAGCUGACUGCUCUUGGCCUAUCAGAGCUCCAUCUGACGGUAUAUAUGGGUAUGACUACAAGGAAGUGUGUAAAGGACUGUGGGUGGCCAGUAACCCUUGUUUAGUGUUUAACUGCUCUAAAAUGGUUUAACACUAUGUGGAGGGAAUGUGCCAGGGGACAACAAACACUAUAACCAAUUUAAAGAAAUGUUAGAGUUAGAGUUACAGUAUCCCUUUAACUCCAACAGCUGUAUAAUUUACGUGCUCACAGGGAAAAUCAGUCUCUCUAAGACUACUUGUAACUUCAAGGCCCCCCUUGUGGUUGCCAAGCUGACAGUCCAUCUGCCAAAUCAGGGUAUGAGUGAAUAAGUGCUGGCAAUCCUAAGAAAAAUAUAACUACUACUCUUUCAAAUAGUGCAAAAUCGUCAUUGGUAACGCCAAUAGAUUUAUAUUAACACUAAUUUAACAUACAGUAGUUUGGCGCUUUUAGCAUCUGCACACCAGAGAUCUACCUGUUUUGUGAGCAAGGCACUGUAUCUCCAAGACAGAAAUGUUUGGGAUAAUUACUUUGGCUACUAGGGCUCCAGUUGGAUUAAAUGUGGACUGGGACAUUUCUUUCCUAUACCAAUAUUAUGGUUGUUGUUGUUGGUGGUGGUUUUUUGCUAUGUUUUUUUUUUUUUUUUCAUUAUGAUGGUUGCUAUUUUUAAUAUCUAAAACCUAUAUGUUUAGUUGAUAUGUUAAACUGUUUGGAUUCCCUUUAAGAGAUCUGAAUAUGAGGGGAAAACUGUCAGUUAAUAAACAUUGUGCAGCUGAAACUGAAUCUAAACUUUGCCAUGACAAUAUGUUGCAAUUUCAUAGAUUAUUGUAUUAUUAUUAUUUAUAUAGCGCCAGCAAAUUCCGUAGUGCUGUACGAUGGGUUAUUUAUUUCAUAAUAUAGUGGCAUGUAGAAAGAAUUAAUUUCUCAAUAGCUCAUACAGAGUGCUGGAACUAUGUUGUAAACUUAAAGGGACAUUAUAGGCACCAUACCAUUUUAUCUCAAUGAAACUGCUAUGUUUACAUUGAGGAGUUAAGACUGCCUCUAGUGGUUGUCUCUCACACUUGAGGUCAUCCAGUGUCUUCAAAAUCCCAAUUGGAAACAUUGAUUUAAUGUGUUCCUAUAGGGAAGGCCUAACACACUUUGCGCACAUGUGCAUUUUCUUUUCCCCAUUGACGAAGUCAGAGGAGGCAAAGAGGGAGCUAGACCUGACCUCCGCACUGGAAGGAGGUAAUUCUAAAAGUUUUUUUUCAAACCUUUCCACCCCCGGGGGUCUGGACAAUUGUCUUAAGGCUGAGGGAUACUAUAGCAUUAGGAAUACACUUUUGUAUUCCUAAAGUUAGAGUGUUUCUUUAAUAGACUGUAGGUAUUUAGAAUUGAUUUUCUAUGUAUGUUAGUAGUGGUAAGGUUGUUUUUUGUUUUUAUUUCUUUAUUUACUAAUUCAUUUAAGAUUUGAGUUUUUGUGAAUAGUAUUCUGUAUUUGUCAGUUUAGGUGAUGCUCUCCCUUUGCUUGGAGAGCGAUAUUCUAAAUUCCAAAGUCUUUAGGGUGUGGGUUUAGGUUCCAGGUCUUGCUUCAAGCCUUUCUGCAUGGCUGGCUAGUGAAUGAAUUAAGAUAUGUGCACCAAUAAUAUCGCUAUAUAGUGGGGAGGGCAGCAUAUCUGUUCUGUGCCUUACACACAAAACGCAUAGAUCUCCAUCAUGUUCUAGGAGCCCAGAAUUGAUGUGUGUCAGAUCAAUGUUUUGAGUUACUAAUAAAGAUUUGGCACUUUUUGGAUGAGCAGCAGCAGUUUUCCUUGAGAUUGCCUGAAUUAUUUCCAUUAGGCAAUAGUGAAAAUUGUUGAGGAUGGAUCCCCCUAGAUUAUUUUUGUAGUUGGGAUGAGAGGGUACAGAUUCCCAUUUCCUGGUCCGGAUGGUAUGUCAAUGAAAUAAAAUGUGUUUGAUUGUUUUUUCACUUCAACACAGCUCACUGCAAUCCUCCCACCUGUCCUGGAUACAGCUGGAUCCUCCCGCCUGUCCUGAAUACAUCCUGAACAAUGCCUUGUUGGACUCUGAAGUAGUAAAAAUGCCUUCUCACACUUUAGCAUCCAAAAACAAACAAACCUGGGAUUGGUGGAUACUCAGAGAAUGCUACCUGCCUGACUGCAUAGCGCCAACUGGAAAUCUUGGUGGAAGAGGUAAAUUAUCUCUAGAUGGUUCUUGUGAUUCAAGCAAAGCCACUCAGUUUCUGUAAUGGAGCAUCGUGUAGCUACUGAAUCCAACUAUGUAGCAACAAUAAUGGGAAAAUCAUUACACUUUUGAGCAUAAACAAGGUCCAUAAAGAAAUAGUUUGCACCAUUGGUUUGGAAGAACUUGGUUGACUUGCACAGAGCCUUGACUUCAACUCCAUCAAACACUUUUGGGAUGAAUUUGAACAUCAACUAUGAAUAAGGCUUAGUGACCUAACAUUGAUGGCUGGCCUCAUUAAUUAUUUUAUGACUGAAUGAACAGAAUACCUACAGACAAUCUUCUACAACUAAUGCAAAAUAUUCUACGAAGAGUAGCAGCUUUUCUGUCUAAAUGGGAAACCCACAUCCAUCGUAACACCUAUAAUUUUGUUAAGAGGUUUUUGACAAGCAGGCAUUACAAACUUUGGCUAUCUAUUGUAUUUGUCAUGGCUUCCCUCCCCAACUUACAAGUAUAGGUCAGGAAUAAAUAAACAGAAAGGACAUAUUACUGGACCUUAAAAUGGCCUGGAUGAAUGUAAAAAUCAGAGAAUGCAUAAACGUAAAACAAGCCAAGAUCAAGGUACCAGAAAUAUGGAAAUACAAUAUAACUAGCCAAGUCAGGAUUAUGGAAGUCAGAAGAGCGAGCAUUGGUUUCCUUAUCGGCACAUUCGGGAAGUCUGACUGCAAGCGCCGAUCGGGAUGGCUGAAGGAAACCAGGAGGCGGUACUUCCAAACGAUGCGCGCAAUGUAUUUAGUAAGUCCGGAGCAGCAUGUCGCUAGGGUUAGUGCCGUGACUAUUGAAUAGCUGAAUUGAAAAAUGGCUUACUAAGAUCAUUUUUCUAAUUUGGCUACUGUGGCUUAAAAUGUAAAAGCCGUGUUGAAUUUUCAAAAGUGCAUACAUCUUUUGACAGUGGUAUUGCAGUUGAGCUUGUGGUAUACUCUUACAUGUUUUACAUUAGUGCGGGUUUCAUUGGUUCUAUUGCUGUUGAGCUUUGUAUUGCACAAAGCACAAUCUGACCUUCCAAACAAGAACAAAACAAGUUAUAAUGAUUAGACGUCCCUUCUUACUAGACAACGCGAUAAAACAUGGAUUUCGCAUCAUGCAAAAGAAUAUGGUCUGAAAUCAGAAAUUGGAAAUAUGUGGGUCAGAUAUACAUACUUUCCCACAGACCCCAAACCAGUGGGACACUCCUGCAUUUUAGCAUUUUUUAUAUCUUAGGGUACUAAAGGUAGUCUUCAAUAAUAAUAAUAAUCAUUGCAUGAGAGCAUCGUCAGACUCUUAGGGAUCAGGAACCAGACAAAGACAUAACAUAGAUGCAAAACACUUUUUUUUUUAAAUUGCAAAAAAUUAAAUAAGCCAAAAGCAAAGUCUAGGAGGCAAGCAGGGGUCAGGCACCAAAGCGGGUAGUCAGACGAGCCAGAAUCAGGAGAAUGGAGAGCAGCGGAGUCAGGAACCAGGCCAGAAGUCAGGAACCAGGAACACACAGGAAACAGAAAGUCUUCUGGGAAACAGGAAAACACACAAGGGCAUGGAGGUACUGGAACUUGCUGCUUAAAUAGGCUGCACUGAUUAGCAACAGGGCUGGCUACUAACAACCAGGUGAGUAACUGUGGAAACAGUAAUGGAGGACCUGUUCGUUAAAAGCAGCUGAAUAGCUCAGUCACCAAGAAAAGAAGGGUUGCUGUUUAGAACAGCAGAGAAACCCUGACACAGACAUACUCACGUUGUGCAAAUUAAAGCAGACACUUUCAGCCCAUACAAUAGUGGUUCAACAGCGUUCUGCGCCUGAGCAGCCUUGGGUUGGGCUUGAGAGUGCACCUACCAGUCAGUUUGAGGGAUUGACAUGCCACUUUUCAGGUGGCCCACCAUGCUGCAUCACCAGUGAAGUGAAGCAUAUCUGGCACACCCCUACUGUCUUACUCCACCCCAUGUACAUACCUCGUAAUGUUCAGAGGUAUGACUACAACUGCCAUGCAUAUAAUAAUAAAAACAAAGUAUUUAACCAGGAAAAGUACACUCAGAUAUUCUCUGGAUGUUACUAUAUUACUAGGUGCAUAGAACAAGGUGCAAGAGAGAACUAAGAAUGGACAACAGCUCAAAUAGCCUGCGCUUCGGUGGGUCUGUCUGCACGAGAGAUACAGCAACCUCAGACUAUUGUUUCAACCUUGUUAGGCAUCGUCAGUUAGGUAUAGCUGAUAUCCCUCUAGGCACCGUGAGCAAGGGGUCCACAUCUGGAUUACCCUUUAAAGGGGGAGCAAAAAAUCAAGGUACAAGAGAGUACUGAGAAUGGACAACAGCUCAAAUAGCCUGCCUUUUGGUGGGUCCCCGCUCAUAGCUCAAGCUGGUUUUAGCUCAUCUUGUGCCAUUACAAAAAGAACCAGGCCAUUUGCAUAUCAGAACAAACCCACCCAAAAGGGCGGAACAGAUCCAAAAUGCAGGCCGUCUCUCUCUCUGCACGAGAGAUACAGCAACCCCAGACGAUCAUUAUAUUUUUAGAGAUCACCCCCCUCCACCCACAAAAAUUUUUUUUUAAAAAAUAUCACACAGCUUCUUGUUAGUAAAUGAACCAAUUUGUAAUGUUGUUGUUUAUUUUAAAAUGCUAAUACUAAAAGAGUUAACCUGCCUGACUCGAAGUGGAAGGUCCUCCUUUUGACUUCCUAUUCCCUAAUUUAGUUAAACUAAUUUAAAUAUACCUUCCUGGUUUCAAGUUCACAACUUUUAUUGAGGGAUUUUUUUUAAAAUUGUAGUACCAGUAACUAUCUUUAUUUUAUUGCUAUGACGUUAAACAUUCUCUCUGUGUUUUACAACCUGGACAAGCUGUUUUACUAGCAGAGAGAUGUGUUCACCUGUGCACGAUUUGCCAAGUCUUAGAGACCAGCGGGCUUUGUGAAAGGGAACGCCUCUGUUUGCAGAGUUUUGUUUUCUAUUUGCUUAUAAGUUACAUGAUUAAAUCUGAUAUCAUCAGACCUUUCCAUUUAGACUAACCAGAGAAAAUCUAUUUCCUCCUGGAGGGUAAUGUGUCUGCCAGCCCUAAGCACAGGUAUUGUGCUAGAAGUAGGAUAAUACACAAAAAGGACCAUUUGACUCAGUCUCUAUCCCAAGGGACUUGCAUAAACAGACGUGCUGUAAUUUAACUGGACUUAAAGGGAACACAGAGGAGCAGUGCUCCCAGAAGGGAGGAUGUAAGAAGCUAGGCAUCGAAGACAACAGCGAUCUUGCAAGGUACAGCAAUUUAAAGAAUCGUUUUGUGUAGUCCUUGUUGUAUGGUCUUGUAGCCUUUGUCCCAGCAUGCCUUAAAGGUUCUGCAUAUAUACAAGGUAACGCUGGCAGGGUUAUCCACUAAAGAAAUGAAUUGUGGGAAAUUCAAAGUGAAUUUUAAAUUUUGGACCAGUAUAUAGAUGAGCUGGAAAUAUCCUCAAAUUCAGUUAAAUUUUGGUUGGUCAAAAAAAAUGUGAAAUUUAAUUUGAACGCCUGACAAGCAACUCUUUUGUGAAUGACAUUCAGAAUUGUAGCAAGUUAAAAUAAGUGAUAUUUGUAUUUUGUUUUCGCUAUACGUCUUUUCGCUACAUGUCUUUGUUAUAAAGUGUUGGGUUUAGGGAAGAUCCUACUUAAAGUGGUAGUGGUUAAAAUUUUAUAUUUAUUAUUAGUGCCUUUUUUUUUUUUUUUACUCAGGGCUAUUCCCUUUUUGUAUUGCAAAUACAAUACAAUCACAAUUAAAAUAAAAUCACAAUAUUGAAGUUGCUUUAAAUAUUUAAGCUUUGACUGUAGCUGAGUUGGAGAAAUUUUCCUAAAGUUAUAUAUUCGGAUUUCAAUUUGCUACAAUUCUAUAUUUGGCAAAUAAACCUGACUGUAUAUCCCGAAGCUGAAACAUUUGGGUUUUCUACAGACUGGUUGCACUAGUCCUUUAAUUACAAACAUUUAUAGAAAUUGACCAUUGAAACACAGCAAUGGUUUAAAUGCAGCCCUUUAAUAUAUAUUGUCCAUAAAGCUUUUCCCCAAUCAGAGCUGAACAAUUGUGGACCAUAUACGCUGGUUUAGCUAUUAUUCCAGAGUGCCAACAUAUUCCUUGGCGAUGUACAGUGGCCAGUUUAUAAAUCUGAUAUAGAAGAGGAGAUGAAGGCCCUGCUCAAACAAGCUUACAGCUAAAAACUAUUAAUAUUAAAAUAUGUGGAUUAAUCUGAAUUUAAGUGUAAGCUAUUAUUUGGGAAGUAGGAGUCACUUACAUGUUUCUGUAAAAGGGAUCUCAAAUAGUUAAAUAUGUACAUGAAAUGACCUGUUCCUUCUGUGUGUGUCUGUUUUUUUUUUUUUUAAAUCCUUCUAGAUCCCUUAUCAAUCGAACAAUCUGAGCAGUCUGUAACCAUACCAUAUAAUUAAACAUCCCUAAUACCAGCAUGGGGAGGGUGUAAUUAUGUAGCUCAACCUGGCAUUAAAGACAAGGCAGUGAAUUCCUGAAUAGUGUAGUACUAUAGCAAUAGAGCAGCCAGAUUCCAUUAAUCCAAUCUAAAUACUAAUGCUCCGUUUACCUCUUCUGGAACUCAUUAUUGGGAUUAAACCUCAAACCUUUUAGAAGCCAAACACCCUGGUUAUUUUGCUAGCUUUGAAAAGCGCAUCUACUGCAGGAAAGUGUUUAACACCUUCAGGGCCGAGGUUAGGUACAUUGCGUAUUAUCAUGGCAACCAUGACAUGAUAUUCCUACUAAAGGGGUUAAACCCAAUAGGUUUUAUGAUGGAAGUCUCAUUGUCCUGAAAGAGUUAAACCCACUACUUUGUAUGUCUCUCUUUAUGUAAAUCUGCAUUCUAAGCAAAUUGUUAUUUUUGUUCCUGUACUUCUCUCUGAAAACCCUCUGUGUCCCAUUCUCUCCUGAACACAAUGACAAGCUGUUGCAUCCUUAGAAUGGAAUGCAAAGGCUGUUUUAACCCCUUUAAGGACCAAUGACAUAAUAAUUCUGUUUUAACAAACCAGCCUUUGAAGAUCAAAAUGCAAUGUCUCACUCAUUUUAUUGCUGCAAAUAAAACCAUUAGAGAGAUCACCCAUCCCUUUAAUUCUAUAAAUCUGUCCAAAUAAUCCGGAUAUUCCACGUUAGCAUAGGAUCUAUAGGGACUAGGUUAUGAUGACUGCAGGAAAUAUCACUAAUCCCUAAGGAAUUGACAGACAAGUGCCUUUGUUUCUGUUAUGCCAUCAUACUGCAGUGCUGUAUGGUCUUUUAAUGUUUACAUAACUAGUGAAUUGGUGUGUGUAUAGAUAGGUUAUCAACAAUGUUACUGCUAUGAAAGGACAUCUAGAUUAUUAUUUUUUGUCCUUUUUUUCUUCUUUUUUUUUUAACCAUUUUUCCUAGACUGGUAUAAUGUCUUGCUGCUGGGAAAAUUGCUGUCCUAAUAUGUGCAAUUUUCAUAUGACAUUGACAAGGAAAUACAUUAAAUUGUUACAAAAUGUCCUAUAGAACUAUUCAUAAGUUAGUAGUGUAUAUGUAUAUGUCAUUAUUAUGUUAACUUAUUCUAUAUUACACAAAACAUUAAUACAUAUAUUAGAAAAGAAAUGAUUGAUUAAUUAAGUGCUCCAGGUAAACACCAUCGACUAUCAGGUGAGCCAUUCAUGCACCUACAGUGGGUUUGAAACUGUUCAAAAAACAUGGCUGGGUUGGCAGCACUGACUACAACUCCCAUCAGCUUAUGGUAGGAUUAUUGAAGGCGGUCAUGUGGUAGAACUCUGCUAUUGACAUGUUCUAUGGUAACCUACUGCUUGUUUGCUUUUAUUAAGUUUUAAUUAUACUGUUAACGUAUGCGCCAGUGCAUGUCACAGAACAGUAGGCAGCUGAAAUAUUCGAGAAUUUGACUUGUGGAAAGGGACAUGGUAUGUGUUGGUUGGGUUACUGUUUGCUCAUUUUAGGACUAGGUUUUCUGGUGAGUGGGUCUGCAUUGCAGUGACAACUUUAAUACACCUUACCUAUAUGUAUUACCUUUAAAGCAAACAUGCCAUGGUACACAUUUAAUUUAAAUGAAAGUUUAUAAAAUGUGACCUAUACAUUAUGCUAGCAGAAAUGCUAGCAAUGGUACAGAUUUUCAUAAAAAAACGUACUAAAGAUAAAGUCAUUGAGUCCCUCAGUCAUUCAUUUUCUGUAGUCCACAGUGACAUUUGUUUGGGCCCAACCCAGUCCUCCAGGCACACCAGCGGUCCAGGUUGUGUCAGUAGUCGCACUGGGAACAAAAAGAGGAAAUGUGUAUAUCCUGUAAUGACAGUUUUUUUUAUAAAGGAACACACCAAAAACCAUAACCAGUAUGGAUUGCUGUAGAGCUUAUAGUGCCCCCUCCUAUGUAACAAGUCAAACCAUAUAGUAAUGGUUUGACUUCUUACCUGUGGUCUGCCGGACACCACUUCCUGCCUCCUAUCAGCGAGAAGCUCUCCCCUCCGAGCUAAGUCUUGUGGUACUGGUCUUAGUUCAUUAGCUGAGAGUGAUCAACUGAUCCAGGCAGCCAAUUACCUACUGCAGGGCUUAAAGAUAAUGGAAGCUCCUAGCAGGAAGAGACAGGGAGUAGUGACCAGUGGAUUCGAGGUAAGAAGUCAAACCGUUGCAAAUGAUUUGUCUAUUUACAUUGUGGGGACACCAGGGCACUCCAGGCACCAUAACAACUACCAUGUGGUUCCUUUAAGCUUUUCCAGCUAAACGUGGGUUUCUGAUCAUCUAGCAUGUAAGCUCAUUGAGCAGGGACCUCAACCCCUCUGUUCCUGUGUGUCUACUUGUCUGUAUAAAAUUAUGUGUCGGUUAGUCAACCCAUUGUACAGCGCUACGGAAUUUGCUGGCGCUUUAUAAAUAAUAAAAUAAUAAUAAAUAAUAAUAAUUGUACUUCAACAGGCACAUACUAGGUCAAGGGUGGCCAAAAGGUGGAAACAGCAUUUUGUGAACGUAGAACUGCUGUGAUGUAAUUGCUUUGUCUUGAUGUGCCUUGCAGUGCCUCUGUACUACAAUAUACAUAUGACAUCUCUGCCCUACACAUGUACAUAUCUCAUGGGCAUUCUCCCCAUUCAUUAGCAUUUCUUACCAGAACGUGAAAUCUAUGGAAAUAUAAUAUAAAGUUGCUAUUUAUAAAUAAAGUUAUUAGUGAGAAUUCUUUUCUGCCAGAAUAUUUGUAGGACUAUUUUUUUUACUUUUCUCAAUUCUAUGAAUAAUUCCCUUUUUAAUGAAUUUUAGUUUGUCUGUUUAUGAAGUAAAUUAUUGGGAUUAAUCACUAAACUGCUAGUUGUAAAGAAGAGAUAGAAGUAUUGGGGGGUAAUUCUCCAUUGUAUUCAAAUUUUCAGGUAUUUUGGACACAAAUGUGCAACUCCAUUGUUAACUCCUUAUAUUUAAUAAUUUGGAAGGAAAAAAACAAAUAUCACACUGACAUUUUAUUGAGAACUAAAAGGGUAACUUGAAUUUAAAAAAAAAAAGUUUAUAUAUUUCAGAGAAUACGCUAUUAGUGGCUGCCCCUCCUGCCAGAGACAAAUGCAAGAGUUUGUUCGUCAUCAAAACCUUCAAAAUUAGAGUUUUCACUUUGAACAUCAUCACUCCAAAAGGGUAAACCUAGGAACUGAUGUGCAAGAACUCGAAUACAAUAGAUAAAAAAGGGUCAUCUUGACUCUCUUCCUUGCUCCCCUUUGUCGGGCCUCCCUAAGCACCUACACCUGGGUGUGGUUGUCGUGUGCGACUGUGGGUCUGGCUAAGUGUGAUUGUAUGUGAAGUUAUCUGAGAGAGGCAGACAUACUGCCUUCAACGUGUGAAGUCAUUGAGAAGUGCCAGGGCAUUGCAACAUAGCUCUUAAAGUGAUCUGUACCUGAUAGAGGUGCAGACCACCACACUCCCUCAACAAAAUAAGGGGCUCAGGCCCAAGCAGAGAGAACAUUUGAUCACCCUGUUGGCUCAAUAAGGGCCCCUCCAAAGCUAGAGUUGAAACUCCAGGCACUAUGUGGCUGCCUAACGGGUAAUUGACUGGAUUUAACUGGACUGUGAUGUAAUUUGCUAAAUCCUUAAUGUAUGUUUUAGCACAAAUUAUGGGCAAUUUUCAGUGAUUAUUCAAUGGUGUACUUUCCAGAGAAGUAAGAAUACCCAUUUUAAAGAGUUACUACAGUUAUCCACAAGUGCUAGGUUCGUAGUGUAAAUUCGGUUACAGUUGGUAACGCCGAAUGUUAUUGGUUUUUUUUAAUCUGCUUCCGUUUUGGUUUGAUUUUGCUAGUCCAUUGAAAGUAUUUUGCAAACAGUAUUUUAUGAUAUACAACAAGUAAAGAAAAGUAAAACGUCUGUAGACUGCACAGAUACGUAGAAGGCUGGAAGCAGGAGACAGUUGUGUCAGUUCUCCUAUUACCUAUCUGACGUUCUUUCAUUUUUGCUUGUGGAUAAAUGAACAAUCUACGAGGUUUUAAAGGCUUUUUUUACUGUCUCUUCUUUAUGACUUUAUACAAUCCUCUGGGUAUUUCAAAUUCCUUGAGAAAGUAGCAGCAUUACAGCUGGUGAAAUCAAGCCAAAGGUUCAAUGGACAUGUACUAUCUAAUACCUUUUUUAUUUGGUUUUUGGAGUUCCAGAAACUUAAAGCAACUCUGUUCUGGUGAAUAGAUUUUUUUUUUUUUGUACUGUACUGUUUAUUUUGAGCUCCUGAGCUUUGUGUGAAUGCCAGCUUAGUCUGUGAACUACAAUAUGAAAGGUUAAGGGCCUGUAGACAUAGUGCUACUGUUUGGGAAUGUUAGAACACAAGAGCAUUGUGUGUUGUGCCAAUGUUUCAAUUUACAGUCAUGAAUCUGGUCAAUAUCACUUACGUUUGUUCGUAUACUGGGUUCACUUGACGCACAUUACUGCUUUGGUAAUCAAUAGAACUAUAUUUGGCUAGGAUGUAGAUUGUGAGCUUCUUGUAACCUUUCAUGUUUUCUUUUUACUUGUUUCAUUCACUGUUCCGCAAAUAAAUCCUUUUUUUUUUUCAUUUUUAAUUUAAUUUGACAUUCUUUGUGCUUUUUUGUAGUGUUUUUGUAUUCGGUAGAACAUGAAAUGUCAAGAUAAGCUGAGCUUUUUAAAUUAUUAUAAAAGACAAGAUUCUUCAGGCAGGUAUAGGAUUAGCUUUAAGACAAGAUCAAGUAAACUGCAGAUUAUGCACAAGCAUGACUUGCAAACUGGAAUUAACGUUAAUUAACAGACGGCCUAAACCUGCAAUGAGCAGUGCAGGGCAGAGCUAAAGCAAGUAUUAUAACAACCUUAUAGAGGAUGAGAUAUAUGACGAGUAAAACCACUGGGUGGUAGAUUGCAUUUAAGGUAAAGUAUUAUAAAAAUGCAGCCCCUGAAACUAAACUCACUGCAUAGCACCGAUUAUAACGAAAUACAUAGCAAAAAUUCAAAGCAAAAUCACUAUAGAGACUGAAAUAUUGGAACAUAAAAGCACAAAAAUAUGUUAGCAGGUAUGAUGGUGUCAUCAGACUAUGACUGGUGGUUAGUCCAGGUAAGGAAGUCCAGAGUCAGUCAAUGCCCAGGCUUGGGAGUGUGUGGGGGCCGUUGAGAAACACUUUAAUACAGGAGCUAGUCAUGGCAUCCUUCCGGCCCCGGGCUGUAAUGAAGGUCGGCAUCACAAUGCCACGUACUCAGGUGCUCUGGCAUAAAACAAAGUUCAUCCCAGUUCAGGCAACGGCAGAAGUUCCUGGUGGUUCGUCGUCACCAGUGGCGGUGAUUCUUCAGCCUCUGUGGUUGAUGCAAUGGGAGUUCAUCCCAGUUGACCUUCAGCCCAGGCGGGCCUAAGUUGGGAGAUACUGGUGCUUGUGGAGGAUUAUCAGCAGCUUGUAUUUGGUAUUUGGAGUUAUGUGGAGUAAGCCUGGGGGAAACUGGGAUGACCCCCACCGGUCCAGAUGAGGGGGGGGUAGCUCAGUACAUGUUUCAAUCUACCCAGGCGAAGUGCUAGGAGAGCGGCCAUCCCUCCACAGGCCACCCUUGUAUAGGCCACAAGCCUCGGAAAGGGUGUCCCAACGAUGAGGAAGCUCAAAUGAGGUAUCCCCGGAUACACUGUUGUCCCCUUAUCAGGAUAAUCGCUGACAGCGGUCAGGAAUAGCAAGCAGCCCAAGAGAAAUUUCAAUAGACGUCUGGGACACUCGGCUGUCAAGAUCCACCCCCUUGCAAAUAAAAGUGUAUUUUCUGUAUUAUUGUUCAAUGAGAGAAUACAUUGUGUAGCCCUUUGCUAGAAUAAUUUACACACUAGAACAUUUAAAAAUUGAUCCAAAGAUAUAUAUAUAUAUAUGUAUAGUCAAGAAAGAAGAAAUGUAGUCAUGCGCAACUGGUAUUUAAAGUGCACACCCACGUGCUACCACAUUUAUUUGAAGGACAAUGUACAGAAUGCAGACGUUUCGGGCAAAAAGCCCUUUAGUUAUAGCAAGAAUCCAACCAUAUAUAUAUAUAUAUAUAUAUAUACACAAUUGCUCACAUUAAGUCAAGGCCAUCACUCACAAUUCCAGUAUGAUCAAAAUCAGCUGUGCAGCUCGUUCCAGCAUCCAUCCGCCAUCCUGGGGGCUCCAUCCACUUCCUGGUUCGUCAUUACGUACGGUUGCUAAGGAACGGGUAGACAAAACCCAUUCAAAUGGAUAUUGUCAGUAUGACAAGCCAUAACUAAAACUGGAUGGUGUGUUUUAAAGCUCAAACUCACUUUAUAUCAGUGUUAUCCCUCUAUCAAACAUAUAAUUCUAUGAAAAGGAGCAGAAUUAGGAGGAUCAAAACUCAAGAUGAAGCAUAAUUAUUUACAAUAAAUAUAGAAAAUAAACAUAAAACCAACCUCACCAAUUAUGAGGGUAUACAGCAUGCCACAUAAGAUGGAAAGAUAUGUGAAGAGAGACUGCAGGCAAAACAAAAGCAGAUAAUAAAAGUAAUAUAGUACAUACCCAGAUCCAGGAUGCAUCCCCUGGCGGGCACCAGGAAGAUGCACCUACAGGAACCAGUGCCACUCAAGCUUCUCGUUGAGACCAUGAGGGGACACUGUGUCUAGACGGUGCAUCCGGCGGGCUUCCUUCUGUAGCAAUAGCUUCUCUCUAUUACCUCCUCUAGUCAAAGGGGGCACCCUUUCUAGCACUUGGUACCGUAACUGAGAAACAUUAUAUUUUUUAUCUCUAAAGUGCCAUGCGACUGGUGCAUCUGAGUUUGUACUUCGGAUUGUGGUUUUGUGUUGAGAUUCCUGGUCUUUCAAAGCAUGCAUAGUCGGCACAUGCCUCACAGAGCUUUUACAGAAAUUCCUGGACAAGGGGUAUAGCCCCCAUCUGUUACGAAAAGCUAAACGGAAGGCCAAAGACAUGAAUAGGGAGGAAUUACUCUCUACGACUACUCAGUCUAAUCUUUGUUAUUUACGUCAAUAAUCAGUGCAGGCAGGUACCCUGCCUCUACCUCACACUCUAUAUAGUGAUAUAUAUAUAUAUAUAUAGAUGUAGUCACUUACUUUGCUAUUUUGUUACAGUAGUUGUGAAAUAAUCUGUUUUGAGCAAUUGCAGAAUACAAAUAUAAAUUCAUCUACGUCUUAUCGGCAGCAUUGUCCAAGACAAUGAUAUGGAAAGCAUAGGCGUGCGCACGGGGUGUGCCGGGGCACACCCUAAUCCCCAUGGCACGCCUAUGGCUUGAGUCCUGCAGGCACUCAGCGCCCCCCUGUCUCACCUCUUGCCCCUGUCAUGGGGGAGGGGGGGGCAAGAGGUGAUGGAUUACCCCCCCGCCCCCCCCUCCCCCCCCUCCCCGCAGUUCAGCCGCGGCGAGGGAGCUCUCUGCUCUCUGCUCUCUCUCGCCGCGCGCUGAUGCCGGAAGCCGGAAUAUGACGUCAUAUUCCGGCUCCCAGCUCCAGCAGACAGCCCGCGCGGCGAGAGGGAGCAGAGAGCAGAGAGCUCCCACGCCGCGGCUGAACUGGAGAAAGGCGCCUGCCCCCACUGGACCCCAGGGACAAGUCCACCAGCACUCCAGGUAGGAGGCUGGGUGGACAUUUAAAAAAAAAAAAUAUAUAUAUAAUAAUGUGUGUGUGUGUGUGUCAGUGUGUGUGUCUGUGAGUGUGUGUGAGUAUAUGUGUGUGUCUGUGAGUAUGUGUGUGUGUCUGUGAGUAUGUGUGUGUGUCUGUGUGUGUGUGUGUGUUUCUGUGAGUGUGUGUGUGUUUCUGUGAGUGUGUGUCUGUGAGUAUGUAUGUGUGUGUGUCUGUGAGUAUGUAUGUGUGUGUGUCAGUGUGUCUGUGAGUAUGUGUGUGUGUCAGUGUGUGUGUGUCAGUGUGUGUGUGUCUGAGUAUGUGUGUGUGUGUUUCUGUGAGUGUGUGUGUGUUUCUGUGAGUGUGUGUCUGUGAGUAUGUAUGUGUGUGUGUCUGUGAGUAUGUAUGUGUGUGUGUCUGUCAGUGUGUGUGUGUGUACAUAUAUAUAUACACAUAUAUAUAUAUAUAUAUAUAUAUACACAUAUAUAUAUACACACAUACACACAUACACACGCAGAGCCGGCGCUAUCUGAGUGCCGGCUCCGCUCUAAGCCUUCAUGGGCCGGCGGGGAGACCAAAGAUCUACCUCACCGGCCCACAGCAGCUUGGAGGGAGGCAGUAGAGGACCCAGGGAGCUCUAGACAGAAGCUCCGCCAGGUUCCUCUCGCGAUAUCUGAGCGACAGUACACUAACCGCACCCUCACAAACACACACAGCACCUUUAAAAAAAAACACACACACAGCACACUAACAGCACCCUCACAAAUAGCACCCUCACAGGACAAACAUACACACACAAACACCCUCACACACAAACAGCACAGUCACAAACACGCACCCUCACACACACAUAACACUAACAGCACACAGCACACUAACAGCACACACAGCAGUGUGUGUGUGUGUGUGUUUAUAUAUAUAUAUAUAUAUAUAUAUAGAGAGAGAGAGAGAGAGAGAGAGAGAGAGAGAGAGAGAGAGAGAGAGAGAGAGAGAUACACACGCGCGUGGCGUGUGUUUGUGCUUUAGGGUGCACACCCUAAUGCAAUUGGCUGCGCACGCCUAUGAUGGAAAGGUUCGCAAUUUGUAAAAAUUUUAAUCUUGCCAUUUCCCCAAAGUUCAAUCGGCCAUCUCAGGGAAAAUAAAUAGAUCAAAGAUAUCCCGCUUAUAAGUUCAUUGCAAAAAAGAAUUGAAAGCUUGAAGCAUUUCCUAAAAACAUUCAUAUAUGUCAAAAAUACCUAAAUUCUUCUGACCCCAUUUAAAACGCUUGGUGUCAAACUAGACACUAUAAGAUACUUGAUUUCUACUCGCUACGUAAGUGAAUCUGCCAUUUCCAGAACACACUGGGAAAAUAAUAAUUUCACAUUAUACACUCAUGUAUUAAAGUUCUGGUUUAAGAAUUAAAUUUUAAGAUUUGUAUGCAAUGGUACAUGAAAAGUACGCUGGACCUACACCACGUCUCUGUCUAUUCUCUGCUGUGUUAUAAAAGAAAUCAGCAUGAUUGGUAAAUGUGUAAUGGGGUGCCUUUCCUUCAUAACUGAUUGUUCCAAGCAGAACUAUAAUUAAUUAAUGUUAAAUUCCACUACCAUGCCUCGUAAGAAAUAGAAACAUCCAUUAAUGUGUCACUUGCUGUCGAGUCCAGGGAAGAGGAGAGGGAAAAAUACUGGACGACACCAGCUCCCGCAUGGACACACUUACCCAACAAGUACAGCGCCUCUCCCGCACAGUGACUUCCCUGGAGGCACGGCACCGACGGAGGAAUAUUAGGAUCCGCAGGGCCCCAGAAACAGUAGGCCAAGAAGCCUUGCUAGGUUUCGUCCGCUAAGUUCUGCAAGCACUCGGGGUUAAGGAAGACGGCGAAAUGCCACCCUUUGUGUGGGUUUUUAGGGUCCGAAAGGCUCCUACGGCACCUGCGGACGCACCACGGGACAUUAUAGCUGUCACUAGAGACAUUACCGUGAAAUCCUCCAUCAUGGCUCGAUCCAGGCAACAACCAAGCCUGCUAAUUGCCAAGAACAAGAUCUCCGUAUACGAUGACUUACCCUUUGCGGUCCUCCUUGACCGGCGCAAGUUCGCGCCCAUUACCCGAGACCAAGGAAUCAGGUACCAAUGGGGGAUGUCGGGAACCCUGGUGGUGCCACAUGGGGAUACAGUGCACACUCUGUCGGCCUCCGAGGACCACACAGAGUUUCUGCAGGGCCUCCACCUAUUAACACCACCUCCUUCAGAGCAGCAAGUGGCAGUGGCCCAGACAGCAGUGAACCCUGGCUCGAGACAGAAACGCGGGCCUCGGUCUGCUGGUGAUACGCGGCCCCUGGAGCGGCAGGACCCCUCAUAGGACUCUCCAGACUGGAGGUUCCCCAGUUGCGGUGGAAUGGCAAGGGGACCAGGCAGGCACCCACAACAGGUCAACCAGGGCCAACAUAUGGACUUACCACCCCUAUAAUACCAACCUACACCAAGUGCCUAGAUUGCCUUACUUUAAUCCCAUACGAGCCAAAUAAAACCUGGGACUUUGUUAUCACACUAUGGUUUUAUUGUAUUAUUAUCAUUUAUUAGUUUAUUAUAGUUAUUUUAUUAUUCAGGCUAACACUGAGAGUGAUACUGGUGGGCACCCAAGAGUCACACAUGCAGCGAGUGCCUUAACGACACAUCCUUAAUGUGUGUUUGCAACUGUGGGUGUCACAAGUUGUUGUGGUGUGUGACACUAUAGGCUCCAGCCGUACCACUGUAAGUACAAAAAAUAUCAAGCGCUAAAGGCCAUAGCUCACCAUUAGUGAUAUACAUACUCACAGUAAUAACCUAGCUGGCCUACCCACCAAUUUAUACUCAAUGUGCAGAUGUUCUGCUGUCACCCAUACAGCGGCUUUCCUUACGGUUGGCCCCCAGCAGAAUAACGGGUUGCUUUAGGGCUCUAAAUGCAGCAAUCUUGCAGCCGCGAUGCCACAGGCUACCCCCACUAUUUCACACCUAUGUCUUUGGACAGGACUUGCAUUACCCUGUUACUUAUUGUACAAAAUUGUGCAGCUAAAUGUUGUGAAACUGUAUAUUGUGAUCCAACUGCUUCUGCUGUCGUGGCACUGCAGGAUUGUUUGUAAAUCUUUUUUGCACUACAAAAAUAAAGAAUAUAAAAAAAAAAUAUUUAAAAAAGCAUUGCAAGAAUUCUUGCGUUUCUCAACUUAUGGAAAAUUGCUGGCAACUCGUAUUCAGAAUACCAAAAUUGAGCUAUAUUUACAAAUUAAAGGGUUUAUGCAAGGAAGCAUAAACACCACUUAUAUAGAGUAGUCUGCACUUUUGUGCUUGGGGCUAGUUAUAUACCCGGUACAUGUAAAUUAGGAAGCAUGGAACUCAAUGUAAAUGUUGCACAGAAUUUAAAUUAGGCAGCCGUGAACAGACAUUAUAAGCUUUUACCCUUGCAGGCAGUGAUUAUGGCACACCUGCAAGAAGAAGCCUGUACAACCUCUCCCUACUAUGAGAUCGGUCUAAUUAAGAGUUUCUCUAUGAGAAGCAUUUGAUUGGACAUUGGAAAGGGAUGCAGUAAUGACCGAUGGGGCAUGGAACGCAUCAAGGAGAGCUUCAUGCUGUGCUCAAUUCCAGGUAAGUUAAAGCUUAUUUAAUUUAUAUUUAUUAUUUAAAGGUUUUUCAGGAAAAAUAAAGGUGAUGGACCAAAUGAUGAGUGCUUAUUAUGGCAUUCUAAUUUAAAAAAACGAAACAAAACGUAUAAUGAAAAAGGGUUAGAGUAACCAUUGAACUAUUUAAAAAAGAAAGUUGAAGAAUAGAAAAUUAAGUACCCCAUUUCCCUAUGACCACUCAUUGUCCUGUUUUUUUUUAUUUAUUUUUUUUAUCAAGGUUGGUUAAAACAAAGAAAUGUAAAAAUGUAAGUCUACGUGGCGUUUAAGCAUGCAGAUGACUUUAGUGAACGCUUAACCUCUAUUAAGUUUGUGGUUCCUGCAGAGUUCUCGUGAAACCUCAAAACCUUUGUAAGUUAAAGCUGCCCGGUUCUGCUUGAACUCAGUUGGCUUCAGUUUCUGAGUUUUAUCCAACUAACCUGUUUCGAAAAUAAAUAAACCUUUUAGAUCUUGUGAACUCAGGCUCCACAAUAUGGGAAAACAUUUUUUGUCUUUAUGCUAGAGACUAUAGUCAAUUGACCUUGUAUCGAAAUUUGUGUCACAGCCCAACCUGCUCUAUGUACAAUUCAGCACGUAGCAAAAACAAUGAUUCUGUUUAUUAUAGAACCCUGCCAAAGGUGUUAGGAAAAAUGACGAUAAAAAGUGAACUGGAACGCCAAUUCUUUCUUGGUAAAUAAUACUCAUUUCAGAAAAAAAAAUACUGUAAACAAUGAAACAAAGCUCUUAAACAUGUUGCAGAUUAACUUUGUCACAUGUUUGCUUUGCAGGUGUAUGAACAAGUCAUAAAUCCCUGGGCUUCUUACAAAUAAGGUCUUCUCUGUAUCUUCGACCUGGAGUCCAGAGUGAUGGAUGGACCUGUGCAGAAGAAGGAGGCUUCAAAUAUAGAAAGCACUCUAGAGGUAUUGUUUAUAUAUACAUUCAUGUAGAUAUAAAAUUAGCACUUUGUAGAAACAUUUUCAUGGGGAGGAAAUGCCCAUGAACCAGUGCUGAAGUUUCAUGCCUGGCUCAAUGUAGAUUAAAAUCGCUGCUUGAUUUUUAUUUUAUUUUUAUCUGAUUUUUUUAAAAAUAUUUUUUACUGAAAUCGGAUAUUUUUGAUUGAAAUCAAACUUAUUUUACUGAAAUGCUUUUUGAUGAAAAAUGUAUCUAAAGAUAGUUUUCUAAUUAAGAUACAUUAUAGUUCAAAGGUUAAUCAGCAUGAACUAGCGCUUAGUGAUGCAGUAUGAGGCUGUAUAUUCAUGCAAUAUUUACAUUUUUAGUAAUCUAAUUCGAUCCCUUCUGAGCAGCUUACAAACCUUGGGGUGUUUGUGUUCAUAGCUUGAAGUUCUUUAUUCCCUCCUUUGAGGAGCAAAAUGGCAGCAGGUGAUAAAAGAAACAAAGUUUGGAAAUAUUCUAAUGAAGUUCCUCUACCUAUGGGUAAAGUAGGAAUGAGUGCAAAAUGCAAGCAAUGCAACAAAGAGAUGAAAGGCCUGGGGGCCCAAUUGAUACAACAUCACAUGAAGUGCUGUGAUGAAAGGAACAUGUGUGAAUAGGCAAGGCCUUUAGGAUGAUAACAUGUUUUAAUUGCACCAGAUUCUUUUAAAAGACUGCCAUGAGGUAUUGUCAUGAUUGAGCAAUAAUAUAUGUUAGUUAUUGUUACUGCAUGACACAGCAUUGUUAUACAGUUGCUAAAAAGAAACGAGUUGAAAUAAGCAAAUAAUAAUUAUCAGGCUGGACUGAGUGAAUACAAUAAAAAAUAUAUAAUAAGCAUAAAUUAGUUAAAUAAAACAAUUUAAAUAGUGUUCCAAACAUGAGUGAUUAACCUAUUAAACUAAAAUCAGUUUGGAUAUAGAUGUUUUACUAAUCUGAUAGGUUAAUAUUCUAAAUAUGAAAUCUUCAUCUGGUUACAAAUAUUAAAGAUUAUAACUACCAGCAUGAAUGAGUCUUUACAUUUAAAAAUCAUAACUUAAAUCGACUAUUACUGACUAGCGAUGUAAAUUGCCUUGAUUUAAAUCUAAUCCUCCCUGCUCGACAUCCUUAGACAUUUUAGAAAGUGUUGUUUGACAAUCAUGGAAGGUUGUACCCAGGUGAUCAAAAGUUGUGUACUGUGAAGGAGAGGACAAGAGUAAGCGUCAUACUUUUUAUUGGCUAGCUCAGUGAAUACAUUAAAUAAACAAGGUCAACAGUUUGUGACGGAGGUUUUUGUUUGCACGCUGUACAUGGAAAUAAUGUAAUAUUCAAAUUGUAGGACAUAUAUGAUGGUUAAACCUACCUUACAUUGUCUGGGAAUGAUGAUGGUUACAGUGCCUGGAGUUGUAUGUUAAAGGAACACUAUAGUCACCUAAAUUACUUUAGCUAAAUAAAGCAGUUUUAGUGUAUAGAUCAUUCCCCUGCAAUUUCACUGCUCAAUUCACUGUCAUUUAGGAGUUAAAUCACUUUGUUUCUGUUUAUGCAGCCCUAGCCACACACCCCCGGCUAUGAUUGACAGAGCCUGCAUGAAAAAAACUGAUGUAAUUUACCUUAAAUAAUUGUAUCUCAAUCUCUAAAUUGAACUUUAAUCACAUAUAGGAGGCUCUUGCAGGGUCUAGCAAGCUAUUAACAUAGCAGGGGAUAAGAAAAUCUUAAUUGAACAGAACUUGAAAUAAAGAAAGCCUAAAUAGGGCUCUCUUUACAGGAAGUGUUUAUGGAAGGCUGUGAAAGUCACAUGCAGGGAGGUGUGACUAGGGUUCAUAAACAAAGGGAUUUAACUCCUAAAUGGCAGGGGAUUGAGCAGUGAGGCUGCAGGGGCAUGUUCUAUACACCAAAACUGCUUAAUUAAGCUAAAGUUGUUCAGGUGACUAUAGUGUCCCUUUAAAUGCAGUUUGUGCUAAACCAAUCGGGUGACAUUAUAAACAUGUUACUAAUCUCACUGCAAACAUCACUGGCUAUAAAAGUAUUUAUAAGCAGGCUGGGGUAAAAUAAUUGUUGGACAAUCCUACUCUGCUGUCAUUCUUUCUUUUACUAAUGUAAUUUUAUUUAUUGUAUUAUAUUGUAUUUAAUUUACAUAAAUGGUUUUACCAAUUCAUGUUUUUUUUUAUUGUUUUUGCUUUUUCCAUUUAUUUAGCUUUGACCUUAUUAAAUGUUUAACUAAAUAUUAAGGAAAGUUCUAUUAGUUUCCAUGGUGAUUUUUUCUUAUUUACCAUUUUUCAUCUGCAAUUGUUCCUGUUUUGGCUUGGUGAAAAUGGCUACUGCUAAAAUCAUUCCCUUACCAUUACAGGAUAAACUAGCAUGCAAUGUGGCCUUCUUACACCAACAGUUAUAAAGACAAAGAUGUUGUUUUUUUUUGUUUUUUUUUAAUGAUUCAUUUAUAAAGGUGUUUUAUUUUAAUCACGUUUUGAAAAAUGUGAUGUGUUUUGUUUGUGGUUUUUGAGCUAUUUAAAUAGCACCAACAAAUCCCAUAUCACGUGAUAUGUUACAUGUAUCACAAGAUCUUAUUUCACAGAUCUAAAUAGAUAUAUCUCAGGGUCUUUACCAGAAUAUUGUAAUGGAAUUCUGAAAUUCUAGCAAUGUGCAUGCUGACCACUAUACAUGUCAAAUAUGACUAUACAUAUCUUAUAUUCUGUAUUCCAUAUUAUAUCAGUGAAAUGUAACUGUCAUUUUGCAAGGAUUUAAACAUACUGCUAGAGCUUCAUGGAAUAUAUGUCAUAACAACUUUUUACAGUAAUCGUGGUUUAAAUUGUCCAGCAAUACCACAUUAGUUAUUUAUUAUAAUGUUUAACGGUACACUCCAAACACCAUAAUCAUCACAGAACACAGAAGUUGUUAUCAUGCCAGUAGUGGCUUUGCGUCUCCCCAUUAUAAGUAUUCAACCCUUUUUUAAAAAAACCUUGAUUUCUGUAGUCCACCUCAUUUCAGGCGUAAGUGUGAGCUGGUAACUCCUGUUUGGGGUUUCUGUUAGCUCUUCUUAGCUAAGUCCUGCAAUGCAGAGUUGGCUCAACUGGUAGAUCGCAUCAGAUGAACGCGCUCAGCCAAUACAUUAAGCCCUGCUCCACUGGAAACUGUGUAUUGGAAGCAGAGAGCUGCUCCAGAUAAGAAGCUAAAGCAUUCCAACACGAUUGGCAACUUCCAAAUGAAGGACAUCAGGCACUCCUAGUACCAUAACCAUUUUAACAAGCUGUAGUGGUUAUGGUACUUGGCGUGUUUGCUUAAUAAUACCAAAUCACUCAGAUUCAGAAAAAAAGUCUUUGGUUUUAGCUGGUAGAUCAUUUCACUCCAUACCUUCAAAAUCCUAGAAUUUCUUCUUAGGCAGUCUACAAAUACUAAAAUAUAUUCGGUAUCUCAAAUCCAUAUCUAGAUUACCUGGAGUUUGUCAUUUCAGUAAGAGAUUUUCAUAGCACAAUUUCUGACGUUCUAUCUAGGCAGAUUUCACUGCUCAGUGGUUUUGUACAUACAGCUACGGAGUGGAAAUAGUAUAGGCUAAUGCAACAAAUGAAUUAAAAUAUUAUUUGAGAUGUGCAUAAGGCUACUUUGAUAAUUUUAUAUUUGUAAGAUACUGCAACCUGUUGAAGCUUGUCCAUAUUUGCCAUUCUCGUGAAAUGGAAAUUUCCGCAUAAACUGGCAGAAUUUAAUAUGGACAAAACCGUCACGUUACAGAACACUUUGAUAAUUAUCCGUCAUUGUGUUUUGCUUUUGGACCCCGAAGCAGCUCACAGCUUUGAACUAGAAUGACAAUGAUGGUUAGUCAUCCCGUAGAUUUGCAUGUUGGCUAUCAUGUCCUAAUGCUACAUACCUUCUCUGUUUUAGAGCGAGGACUUCUUCUGUCGCCUCACCGAUGAAGAGAAAGAAUGUCUUCAGUACCUUCUGGAAACCAUUAACUCACUAGAAGCUGAAGACGAUGAUGAAAAUGCUAAUGUUGUUCAAGGUAAAUGCCAGGGUCAUGGUGUAUUUAAUAUUUUAUAUCUCUUUCUCUCUCUAUAUAUAUUAUUCUCUUUUAGAUAUGUGGAUAACAAGGUCUGCUUAAGGUAUGCAUUAACAUUUAAUCUGUGCAUUGUGCUACAGAAAAAAAUAAGCUUAAUUGGUUUGAAUCGAUACAAUCCCAGAAUGCCUUGCACACUGCUGGAAGCUUAGUACGGUGGGCUUGUAUAUUCCUCUUUGUGGGAUAGCACGGACAUAAACACACCAUUCUCAACUUAACUGGUGCUACGUAAAGAUAAAAAAUGUAUUUCAGACUAUUGCUAUUUCAUUAAUUUGUCUUACAGUGGUGUUACGCAAACCGAUAAAACAAAUAGUCCCGCGAACAUAUAAUUUGUUUUCUAAUGCAGUUAUUACAUUGUCUACUCGUCUACUAUGUUUAGUAAAUAUGUGUUUGGAUUUCUAGACUCAGCCCUCACAUACAGCUGUACAACAUUUAUACCCCAGAACAGAGUGCCUCCAUCUUAGCUCCCCAUAAACCCUCGUUUUAAGCUCUAACUUCUCUUUCAUUAAACAAAGGAAGCAGAGGAGAAGAAACAGAAGUGACGUUUCUGUUUCCCCAUAUCCAACCCAAUGUGUACCUUGGCUUAGUGCUGACAUUUUUAUGUCAACUAGUAAAUAUUUAAUAUAGAUUUAAAAGAAAAUUGAGUAUCACAUGAAAGAAUUUAACACAAGUUACAGAUGAUAUUCAAUGUUUUAUUCAGUAAUGUAACAUGCAAAUAAAAAGUGAUAUAGAUUACAUUCUCUUUUACAUUUAGAAACCAUGAAUACGGUAACUAAAGUGGCAUGCGCAAAUAGGCUAGCUACCAAAAGGAAAGGGAAGCAUGCUAUGAUACUCUGCAUGUUCCUCAGGCUAAGGUUUGGAAGAUGCCACCCAAAGCAUUUUCAUUGGCAGCCAUCUUGUAAGCGCUCAGCUGAAGGAACAUUCCAUUCUUAUAAAUGAAGUGUUACAAUGUACCUGAUGUUGGACUUUUCAUCUACACAUUUGUGAAUGAGAAGUUUCAUUUCAUUUUACUUCCAUGCCACGUCCUAGGAUCAAAUGGGCCUCACAUGGUAUAAUCACAGGUUUCUCAUAAAGAAGAUUAAAACAUUUCACCCGGCUUAGAACGCAUGCGUGCAGAAAUGAACCGUUGGGGAAGGGGAGAGGUAGGAUUGGAGGAGUAAUUAAUAAAAAAAAUAAAGGCAAUACAAGUGGCAGAUGAAUGCAGGAGGGAGCACCCACAUGGUGGGAAGGAGGUGAAAACUAUCUUCACCUUGCAGGCACUCUGUCUGCAAGGGAGAAAAUGAUCACUUUGGCCACUAGCGACAGAUGCAAAAUAUGCACAGAAUUGACAUUAGGCAGCCUGGAACUAAGUUCCUGGCUGCCCAAGUCAUGUGUGUUGGGGGUGCAACCAGCUCCCAGCACACUAUUAAAAUUAACUCUGUAUAUGCACUGUUACUGUUAUAAGCAGAAACACUGCACAUACUGACUCCUGCCACCAUGACCACUUCAAAUCACAGAUUGGUGGUUAAAAUAACCCUGUAAUAUAAAAAGGGAAACAAAAAGAUUAGAAUUCCCCUUUAACAAACUGAAACCUUCCACUGCUAUCUCAUUCCCCCCUCCCAUGCGAACAAGAUCACUGACCUUGAUAAGCCUUUUAUUAAAGGACUUGCUGUCAAACUAAAGCCUCAAGGAGAAUCUGUAAAACUGGCAGAUACACAGAAUAGAAAAUGGCUUUUACUGAAGCACUGCUAAAGGUUUCAACUUAAUGUUCUGAAUAAUGAAAGUCUAACUUGUCUCUUCUGGAGGAUGUUGCCACAUUAUUCACCUGAAGACAAACAAUAAAAGGUAUUCGACUUUAAGGCAAUUGCUUAGGUUGGUAACAAAAGACAGCCCUCACUAGGCAGCAGAUGGUACAGGCAUUAUUUGAAUACUCAGGUGGAACAUUUUUAAGGAUGGAACUAAUUAGUGUUUCUUUCUUUUUUUUUCUUUUAAGUAGCAGGUGUUGGAUGCAGAAUAACCUCCUGCUUAUAUUAAUGAGAGGUUAUAAAAUGACAAAAUUUCAGAUUAUAUUUUUUUGUUGCUGUUUAAAUGAAUGCUGACUUCUACAAUCUAUAUACUUAUUCUACUUAUGCUGUCUAACAAAAAAAAUGUUAACAUAAUAUAGGAUAAAUUUAAAACAUGUCUUUCUAAAGGUAGCUCCUCCUGUAUCAUGUCCCUCAACCAGUUUAAUAAUUCUGUUUUCCAUGUUACUCUGUUGGGUUUUUCCCCCCUGUCCUUUCUAAUUAUAUCCUCUACUAAGUCCCAUCAUCUGUCCUCUUGUAUAAUUUAAAGACUGAACACACCCAUCAGAGUCUAAUCUCCCUCCCUUUAGCCGGAUAUACACUCAGAAGCACAGUCACCCAGUAAAUGUUUGGGUGUAAAGCCUUCUGCUUCUGAUGUUGUAUGUGUAACAUAUAUUAACCUAAGCUACGCAUUCCAUAAUAGAGUUUCCUACCAUUAAAUUGUUACUCUGUCUUUCUUAACAGAAAAUGGUGAACACUUUGGCAAUGCAACAGAUCCAGGCACAGAAAUGUUAGAUCAAAACCUAAGGCGUCUGGGUGCAAGUAUCAAUGUGUCCGAUAAAACCGAACCUGGAGCAUCUUCUUCAAAAAUGAAGAUCAUGAAGUCUUUAUCUGAAGAUGUUCCAGGUUUCUCAAUCACUGUUUCUCCGGAGACAGGGAAAAGGUCAACAGGCUCCCACCCAAGUCACAUGCGGAAGUUUGAUACAAUAAUGAAGUCAGGUGUAAAUGUGCAGGAAUUGAGGGCACUCUUCAUUCACCAGCAAAGCAAAUCAUCUGCUGAAGAUAAUUCCAAGGGCCUAGAAUUACCUGGGGCUCCUAAACUGCCAAUGCUGAUUGAAUCUAAUCCAAAAUCUGCCCGACUGGAGGCUCUGCAAAAGUUGGGUUUCCUAAAGACUCAGAGCAGCUCAGAUAAAACUCAAAAUCCCCAUGACACACACCAUCCUACAGACCAAACCACCUCUGUGCUGAACGGUGAGAUAAACCAAAAUGUUUUAAAAGGGAGUACGGAAGCACCUACACCUAUGGCAAGAAAGUCAAAAGGAAUUGAGAAAAAAUGGCCACCUUAACAUCUGAUUUUACGAACUCAAUGGCUGCACUGAACUAGCAACCGGCUAUAAUUGUUUAUAAAUUAAAGUGGCAGGCUAUGUUUGCCAGAAGAAUGUCCAUAAUGCCAAGAUGUGCUUUAUCACACCACAACAGAUGCAUAUGCCAUACUAUUAUUAUAAAAUAAUUUCCAGGUUUGGGCCACUUCACGUGCUCUAGGUUUUGUUGGUCUAACACUCCUCUGUCAUCAUCCCGUAUGUUGUAGGUUCAAUUUCCCAAGGACCGACUGAGGGUGAUUACAUUUGUAGACAAUGGCUGCUGGAAUGGUAUCUUUGAACCAGACAGGAUAAAGGUCAAAUCAGUUAAAUCAAAACACUUACCGGGUUAUUCACAAAAGUGAGAAUUCUAAGUUAAUUUGAAGCAACUGGAAGCAACUCUGACGUAAAGAAUGUUUGCAGCUCGGCUAUUUUUAAGUUGACUUUGAAAUUCACUUUAAAUUCUCAUUUUAAUCAAUAAUCCUGUUCAAGAGGUUCAGGUUUUUGUGAUUUUUUUUUUUUUAACUUUAUUUAUUCUUCAAUACUGAGAACAACGUCAUCACAAAAAAGCUGGACUUCGAAAAAAAGAAAAGAAAAUUAAAAUAUAGAAUUAUGUAUCCAUCCAAUGAGAAUUUUCAUUUUCACUUAAAUUGUUUUAAAAUAUUAUAUUGUUAUACCAUUCCAAAGAAGGUAUUGUGUUUUUUUUUUUUUUUUUUAAAGCUAACCUUAAUCUUGCAGGGAGUGGUCUUUUUUUCUCUCUCUCUUAAUUAAUAUG
This is a messenger RNA of Pelobates cultripes (western spadefoot toad), 34600 nucleotides long. The record is from the annotation of a GenBank genome assembly. Lineage: Eukaryota; Metazoa; Chordata; Amphibia; Anura; Pelobatidae.